AUGGCAAUAUCUCAACCUAUUUUAUUAGCUCUCUACCUAGUGUGUAUCGUCACCCAACAUAUUGUAGUGCUCUGUGUAAAUUUGGACGGGUCCCAGGAUGAUUUCGACACGGAAGGAUUCCCAGGUGUUCAGUAUGAAUUCAAACUUCAAGUUGAAGCCGGAACCGAGGAGUGCUUUUAUCAGAAAAUUUCUAAAGGUUCCAAACUACACGUGUCAUUUGAGGUUUUACAAGGUGGUGAUUUAAAUAUCGAUUUUUAUUUUAAAGAUCCUCAUUUUAACCUGAUUGAUUCUCAUAUGUAUAAAAGUAGUGGUGGAAUAGAACAUGAUAUAAAUACAGCAGGAACGUAUUCUAUAUGUUUAGACAAUAGUUUUAGUCAUUUCACGAGUAAAUUAGUCUAUUUUUACCUAGUAACGUUUAUACCUGAAGAAUGGAGUAAAUAUGUUAUAGAAAUUAGUGAUGUGCACGCUCUAGCUGAAAAUUAUACGGUAACAGUAUUAUUAACCGGGGUUCAAACGUCGAUCUCUGAAAUGAGACGAUAUCAAUCUCAAUCUAGAUUUAGUGUAAUGAAGGACUGGUAUUUAAUUAAAACUAAUAAUGAAUAUAUACAGACAUGGUCCAUUAUACAGUGUUUGGUUAUCAUUUUCACCUCGUCUUUAACCGUUUUCUUCGUCCGUCGCCUGUUUAAAGUAUCUACUGUCACUCCAUCCAGCAAACCUCGUGCCUAA
Molecule: messenger RNA, 726 nt
Organism: Lottia gigantea (owl limpet)
Lineage: Eukaryota; Metazoa; Mollusca; Gastropoda; Lottiidae
Exons: 4
Coding region: 1-726 (241 amino acids)
Biological process (GO): endoplasmic reticulum to Golgi vesicle-mediated transport; intracellular protein transport; Golgi organization
Cellular component (GO): endoplasmic reticulum; endoplasmic reticulum-Golgi intermediate compartment; COPII-coated ER to Golgi transport vesicle
Source: RefSeq, a predicted model, not a curated record